AUGAAGUCAUGGUUUGGUCUUGAUGAUGAGGCAGAAAACUUAAGAGCACCAGAAGUUAGCCAGACUUCCAGCCGCAGGCUAUCAAAAGGUAAAAUGCCAAUAGCUCGUGAAAUCAUGGUUGGUCUUGAUGAUGAGGCAGCAAAAGUAAUUGAACGACUUGUAAGCGGACCAGAACAUGUGGAAAUUGUUCCCAUUGUGGGAAUGGCUGGGCUUGGUAAAACAACUUUAGCCAAAAAGGUUUACAAUGAUAAUUCAAUUAUCUAUAACUUCCACAUUCGCCUUUGUUGUACUGUUUCUCAGGAAUAUAACAAGAAAAGCUUGUUAACACAAAUUUUGUGCUCUGAUGGAAAACACUCUAGGAUGGAUGAAGAGCUUAAAAACUUGAAUGAACAUGAAUUGCUUCACAAGCUCUAUCAAAGGCUAAAGACGAAGAGGUAUCUUGUUGUUUUUGAUGAUGUCUGGGACAUUAAGGUAUGGAAUGAGCUGAGAAUUUCAUUCCCAGAUGACAAAAACCAAAGUAGAAUCAUCUUCACUAGUCGAUGUUCUAAUGUAGCUUCACAGGUUCAAUAUGGUGGAGAACCUCACUAUCUUCACCCACUCAGUGAGAAACAAAGUUUCGAAUUGCUGCAGAAGAAGGUGUUUGGAGAAGAUGAAGAAUGUCCUCAAGCAUUGCAUGGAUUGGGAAUGGAGAUUGCUGAAAAGUGCUGGGGAUUGCCACUUGCACUUGUUGUUGUAGCUGGAGUCCUAGCAACUAUAGAGCAUGAUAUUUUGGUUUGGAAAAAAUUUGCUGAAAGUUUAACUUCAACCAUGGUGUCUGGUACAGACCAGUGGAAGAAGUCCUUGGAGCUCAGUUAUGAGCAUCUACCAUAUCACUUGAAGGCAUGCUUGCUGUAUUUUGCUGCAUUUCGAGAAGAUGAAAAAAUUGGUGCCAAGAGUUUGAUGCGUCUAUGGAUUGCAGAAGGGUUUGUGGAAAUAAUUGAAGGAAAGAGACAGAGAUUACUGCAUAAGAAGAAUUAUUUAGAUGGAGACCUAAUUGGCCGAAACACACCUAUCAUACGGAGUUCUGUACAGGGCGAGGCGAAAGAAAAGAAAAUUCCUUCUGGUCCUGCCGGAAGGAAUGAUGGAGACUUACUAACCUUUAAUGAGCCUCCCAACCUACCUCGGUUGUCCAUUUGCUCCAGUGAAGAAGAUUUUAUAAAGUCAAGGCUAUUUUGUCCGCAUUUAGCCAGUCUGCUAUUCUUUGAUGCUACUCCAGGAUAUAAGAAGUUUAAGUUGCUUAAUAUCUCCUUCCUUUUUUGCAACUACAAACAUCUUAACGUUCUGAAUUUAGAGGGCAUUAACCUAAGGCUGCAGGAGCUUCCAGCUGAAGUCGAAUCACUUCUUUGUUUGAGGUACUUAGCCCUUGUAGCAGAGCGCUUGGAAUUCAUUCCACCAUCUAUAGCCAAGCUCUCACAUUUGGAAACCUUUUGUCUAAAUUCUGAUGAGAUGGUUUCAUUGCCAGAUAGCAUCUGGAACAUGAAGAAGUUGAGGCAUGUAUGUUUGUGGACUGGCGUCGUUAUCCGUCUGCCUUCCAACGACAACGGUGUUGAAAACCUCUCCACUUUACCCAAUUUAGACACACUCUCUUGUUUGCGUCUUUAUAAAGAGGGAGAGAACUUAUUGAGAAGGAUUCCCAACGUUCGCCGACUUAAUAUUUCCGAUCGUCAGACUGGAAAUGGAGUGUUGAACAUGAGUCGACUAGAAUGCCUAGAAUCACUCACCUGGCGGGGCAUUUACUCCUCAGGUUCAUGGGAACAUGUUGAGCCUCCCUUUCCCAUGAAUUUGAAGAAGUUGUGUCUUUACGAUCUGGGUCUUCCCUGUAGUAAAAUGUCAUUGAUUGAACGACUACCCAACCUUGAAGUCCUAAAAUUAAGAUGGCGGUCAAUGGAGGGCCAAAAAUGGGAGCUGAUGGAAGGAGGAUUCCCUAAACUCAAGGUCUUGAUGUUGGAAGACGUAGAGGUUGCGGAGUGGAUAGAGACAGACCCUGACAGUGGUGAUUACUUCCCGUGCCUUCAGCAAUUAAAACUCCACAAAAUUUAUAAUUUGAAAAUGAUGCCUGCUUGUUUAGGGCGUAUAUCUACUAUUGAAACAAUUAAUGUGAGUUUUUGCGGAGAUGGCGUCGAAUCUUUAGUACAGGAAAUUCAAGAAGCACAGGAAUAUAAUGGAAAUGAGAAUCUGGAGAUCAUCAUCAUAUAG
Molecule: messenger RNA, 2235 nt
Organism: Coffea eugenioides
Lineage: Eukaryota; Viridiplantae; Streptophyta; Magnoliopsida; Gentianales; Rubiaceae
Product: putative late blight resistance protein homolog R1B-17
Exons: 3
Coding region: 1-2235 (744 amino acids)
Biological process (GO): defense response to other organism
Molecular function (GO): ADP binding
Source: RefSeq, a predicted model, not a curated record